GAGAACAGAAGAGGAGGAAGAAGAAAUCAAGGGUAAAAUAGUCUUCACAACCCAAUUUUUCUCCCCAAAAGCACCGGAAAACAAAAUCCUAGGGUGUAGCUCGGAUUUUGUAUUCCUCUCAAAUGAGGAAUUGUAGUUCCAAUGGAAAACAAGUUCUAGUGAACCAAACAUCAGAAAAUUACAAUUUCGGAACCUACUUCCCGUGGAAGUGCACUUCCGGCCAACUUCCUGCCAACCAAACAUGGCCUUAUAUUUUGUGGAAUUUUAUUUUUUUGCAUAUUUGGAUUCUCAAUUUUCAGAGAUGGAUGAGGAAACGUCGAAUUCAGCACGUCGAAUGUCGACAAGAUCUCGUAAGGUUGCUCCGAAAAUGGCUGCUGCGCUUGCAAGCUCCGACAAUCGAACACAGGCGAUUUUGGCUCGCCUGGAUGCUUUGGAAAGUGACAAUGCUGUGCCGGAGCCGGUGCAACUUGAUGACGAUGAUGAAGCCUCUCUUGAUGACGAUGAUCAAGGUUCAUUUUCUCGUGUUUUCUGUUAG
Molecule: messenger RNA, 535 nt
Organism: Ipomoea triloba (trilobed morning glory)
Lineage: Eukaryota; Viridiplantae; Streptophyta; Magnoliopsida; Solanales; Convolvulaceae
Product: SWR1 complex subunit 6-like
Exons: 2
Coding region: 242-535 (97 amino acids)
Source: RefSeq, a predicted model, not a curated record